Messenger RNA from Trichoderma reesei QM6a, 564 nucleotides. RefSeq lists its product as uncharacterized. The annotation marks the transcript as partial. Gene Ontology annotation, molecular function: protein kinase binding; cyclin-dependent protein serine/threonine kinase regulator activity. Lineage: Eukaryota; Fungi; Ascomycota; Sordariomycetes; Hypocreales; Hypocreaceae. The record is from RefSeq and is a predicted model, not a curated record. Gene Ontology annotation, biological process: regulation of cyclin-dependent protein serine/threonine kinase activity. The transcript is spliced from 4 exons. Gene Ontology annotation, cellular component: cyclin-dependent protein kinase holoenzyme complex; nucleus.
GAGAUCAGCGCAAUGCCCAUUGCAGACGUCAUCGAGAUGGUGGCCGCUCUGCUAACGAAGAUAACGACUACAAACGACCUGCAACACGAUGCCAUGCAGCGCAAUAUGAGCCCGCUCAGCCACUCGGUGCUUGCGUUUCACGGAAAGAACGUCCCCGCCAUAACAAUCCUGAGCUACCUGUCGCGCAUCGACAAGUACUGCCCAACGACGUACGAGGUGUUCUUGAGUCUGCUAGUCUACUUUGAUCGCAUGACGGAGAGACGCUCUGCUGGCCUGCCCACGCCGGCCACGUACUUUGUGGUUGAUAGCUUCAAUAUUCACCGGCUGAUUAUUGCUGGAGUGACUUGCGCGAGCAAGUUCUUUUCCGACGUCUUUUACACCAAUUCGCGAUAUGCAAAGGUUGGUGGACUUCCUCUGCCCGAGUUGAACCACCUGGAACUGCAGUUCUUAAUACUCAACGACUUCCGACUGGCCAUUCCGGUGGAAGAGCUGGAGGCAUAUGCUACCAUGCUGGUCGAGUUCUACGCCCGAGAGGUGGUGGCUCCUCGACUUCGGCGCACCUAA